AUGUUUAACUUGAAGGCUCCUGAAGGUGAAAGGUACAAGAAGCCGACUGGUUGGUUGACCAAUAACAAAACUGUUGCCGAAAGGCCCUCAAAGGUCUGUAGCAAAGAUCACGUUCACCGACCAGUGUUUGGCAAUGGUCCUGGUGGCUCUAGGGCCAAGCAGGCUCAAGAGUAUCCAGUCGAACUGGUUCGAACCAUCCUGCAGGCAUACGCCGACACCAUCGACCAGGAGCACAACGUGCGCCACCACAUCCAUGUCAUUACCCUGGACGGCCUGAUGAACGAGAUCUACCGCACUGAGAAUGUCCUCCUCGAGUGCUUUAACUUGAACACUCAUGAGUAUAUGGCCACAGACCACCCUGAGGAGAAUGCCGACGUACAGCCCGAGAACGCUCUUGUCGACGAUGCGGUGAUUGAGGAGCCAACAGAAGGACAGGUUGAUCUACCUGGACGACGACUACCAAGAGAACGAGGCCUGAACACCUUCCAAUUGGUACGGAGGGCACACUGUGGACUCGGACACAUCGGAAAUGACAAGUUAGCAAGGAUCUUGCAGAAUGCAGGAGCCAAGAAGGAGGCCAUUGAGUAUGCGAAGAAGCUGACAUGUGAUGUUUGCCAGAAACACAAGAGGAUCGCCCCUGCCAGGGCUGCAGCACCACCACGAGACUUCACUCCGAACCAAGUAGUAGGAGUGGACACCGUCCAUCUACCAGGUCUGAAGGCAGGAGGCAAACUGAAGAUGGCUCUCAACAUAGUAGACUGGGCCACCAGGUUUCAACUGGUGAUACCGCUGGAGGACCACACACCGCGGUCAGCCUCACGUGCCCUGUUCCAAUGGAUUCGCAUCUUUGGACCUCCCGAACGAAUCUACAGCGACCUGGGCAAAGAGUUCCGUGGAUGCUUUCAGAACAUGAUGGACCAGCAAUCCAUCGUCUUGGACCCCGGGGCCUUAGAAACACCGACCCAAAGGUCAAUCACUGAGAGGGCCGGCAAGUCCUUCAAGGAGGUACUUUCUAAGACACUUAUGGAAGUAACCUGCACUACCUGGGAAGAGUGGCAUGAGGCAGUUGAUGUGACAACGGCCACUAUCAACCGACUUGCCAACAAAUCCGGAUUCAGCCCUGUACAGAGAAUGCUGGGGUACAGUCCUCGAAUCCCUGGAACUAAUCUGAGUGGAGGCUUCAACGACCAUGCCACCGCCUCCAGAUACCAGGCUGGUGAUCUCCAAGUACAACGUUCUGCAGAUCUACGACAAGCCGCAGCCAUUGCCUACCACAAGGCAGACUGUGACCAGGCACUACGCAAUGCACUACAUGCUGGACAUCGAAAAUGGCAUCACUACGAAGUAGGUCAAACGGUGUACUACUGGAAAAAGGGGAUGCAGAGAGCCAAGAAAGACAACCCGUCAUUCUGGCAUGGACCAGCAAAGGUCAUUUUGACCAACCUGCCCAACACUGUAUGGGUUGCUCACCGCAACCACAUCGUGAAAGCAAGUCCUGAACAUCUACGACCAGCCGUGGACGAGGAGAAGUUUGUCAUCACCGACUGGAUCCAGGACCUCGUAGAGACCAAGAAGAAACUUCAGGAUAAGGACUUCAAGGGCUAUAUCGUCCUCGAUGAGAAACCCCCUGAGGAUGACCAGGCCAUUGAGGAUGACGAGGAGAUCCCACCACAGAAACCGAAGUUCAGACUGACAGGAAAGCAUGCAGCGGCCGAGGUUGAGUUUCAACCAGAUAUCUAUGACGAGAAGCGACAAAAGCUGAACCCGCCGGAACCUGCAAGAAGUACCUUGGUGGAACCACCACGGACUGAAGCCAUCACUGAGGGCAUACAGCCUAAUGAGGGCAUCUUUGAUGAUCCUGAAGAGCAACCAGAGAUUGACUCCCCCGACGUGGUGCCGACUACACCGCUACCGGACGAGACGGAAGAUGAGAAGGCCGACAACGAUGCACUACCCCCAGCUGAAGAACAUCACCGUGGACAAGUACGAUACGCAGAUCAUCCAGAAGAAGGAGAACCUCCUGCUAAACGACACCGAAUGGAACUUUUGGAGACCCUCUACAGCGAGCUUGAGAAGAUCACAAUGACCCGGAAUAGGAAGGAAGUCUCCUACGGUCGACUACAGCUGACCAACAAGAAGAAGUUCGACCGAGCUAUCUCCAAGGAGAUUCAGAACAAUCUGAAGUCAGGAGCCUAUGAAGUCUUGAGCAGAGAAGAAUCUGAAAGAAUCAGAAGGGAGAAGGGGGAUCUGAUCAUGAAGAGCAGGUACGUACUCACUGAGAAGGCCGUUGAACCUCACGAAAUAGAAGUCCUAAAGAAGGAAGGCUUACUACUAGAUGACGAAACUGGUGAAAUGCUGAAGGCCAAAGCCCGCCAUGUCAUGAAGGGAUACUCCGAGGCCAACGCUGAGAACCUGGAGUCAACAACACCACAGGUUGCCAAGGACACCGUGAUGUUCACUCUCCAGAUGCUGGCCAGCCAUCAGUGGACGAUUGGCCAUCUGGACUUCACCCAGGCCUUUCACUCAGGGGACCAGAUCCAAAGAGAGCUGUACUGCUCCCUCCCUCCAGAAGGGAUUCCUGGCCUUCACCCACGGCAGUUACUCCGACUUCGAAAGACAUGCUAUGGAUUAACUGAUGGUCCAUAUGCAUGGUACCAACACCUCUCACGAGUGCUGGAAGGCAGGGGAUAUCAGAGAAGUCGGGCAGACCCGUGUCUGUUCCAGCUGUUCGACCAAGACAAACAGAAGCUCAUCGGGAUCAUUGCCUUGGCCACAGACGACAUGCUACAUGGUGGAGAAGCGGCUCACUGGGAACACAUGGAAUGGCUUCGCUCCCAGUACAAGAUGGGAAAAUACACCACUGGCAACGGAAAGUUCACUGGCAAGACCACCGAGCAGCAAUCCAGUGGCGCCAUCCUCAUACACCAGAAAGCCUAUAUCGAGGAGAAGGUCAACAUGAUCCCCAUGAAACGAGAACGAAAGCGACAGAGGUACUCUACCUGUUCAGCCGCUGAGGUGAACCAACUGCGAACCCUACUUGGAGCCCUAGCAUGGGUCGCCAAAGAAACCAGGCCAGACGUGGCAGGCCGAGUGGCACUGCUUCAACAGUCAAUGCCGCUCCCAAUGAUCAAAGACAUCAUCGAGGCCAAUGCCGUGGCCGAGGAACUAAAGAAGGACCCUGGUCUGGGGAUCUUGACACAACCGAUCCCCAUGGAGCGACUUCGAGUUGGAGUCGUCACCGACGCCAGCUGGGGAAAUGCCGGAGGCAAUACAUGGAAGAGAACAACAAGGACUAUUGGGAAGAGACGGAAUUCAGCUGGGUACGACAUCAUGUUCUACCGAGAAGACUGCUCUUCCAUCCUGGUGCUGACAAGAUCCACGACCUGUAACAACGAGGAGAUGACGGACAAUUGGGACGACAAGGAGGCCAUCAGGGAGAAGCACAACGAGCCAUGGACAGGAACAACCACGUUUCUGAAGACCGAGGUCGAAGAGGAGACCCGAAAACCCAUCAACGAACGUUUCCUUCAACUUGCCAGGAAGCAUAGCCAAGGUGGCUACCUCUUGAUCUACUACGACGACAAGUUGGAGACCACCGAUGACAUGGCCAACAUUACAAUUGCAAGCUGGAAAAGCUACAAGUUGAAGAGGUGUACCGUUAACACCUUAUCAGCAGAGUGCCAGUCGAUGCUACAGGGGAUUGGCAACCUUCAUUGGCAUCGAUUCCUCUUGGCAGAGGUUUUAGCAAAGGACCUUUCGCUGGAGAACUGGGAGCAACAACUUGGUAAGCUGCCAUUCAUUGCCGUGACAGAUUCCCGGUCGCUCUACGACACCAUCACGAAAUGCAGGAACACAUCGGCGCAUAUCGACGACAAGAGGACGGCCAUUGACUUGACCAUCCUGAAAGGCGACCUUGAGACCACUGGCGGCCAGGAGUCUCCUCAUGUGGGUGGUUCGACAACGGCCUCCCCCAGCCCUUCACGGCAGCUGAUGGUGAAGGCUUCCCCUGCGAGGCUUCAAGUGGAUUUCCGAGCCAGUUCAGGCGGCCAGAGCAGCCUGGAGGAAGGCUUGGUGCGGCUCCGCCGCAACAGCCAGCUUUGUGAUGUAAACAUCACCUCCGGCUUUGGAAAGAUUCCCGCUCACCGAGCAGUCCGCCGUCCAGCAAUCUCUGGUGUUUUUUUCAGCAUCAAACCGCUUGGCGGCUUGGCGCCGCAGCUUGCCGCGCCAAGCGGCGCCAUCAUGGUGGAGGGCGAUGGCUGCCAUCGGAUUGCGGCCGAGCACCGUAAAUCCUUAGUGGGCCGCAAGAUGCAGGCGAAAUCCCCAAAUGGCCGCUUCAAAGGAGGUGCUUUAGCCAUCAUGAAAUGUGGUGGAGUCCUCAACAGAAUUGAGGUUCACGGAAAAAAUAUGUUCUAUUUCUUCGGACAGGGCAGCAAAGUGGUGGUCGUUCAUGUUCAUUUUGGCCUGGCAGGAGCCUUUGCCGUUUACAAAGGCGAGGAACCGGCAGUGACGGGCAACAUCCGUCUGCGCCUGUCCACUGUGGACAAUGGGACACCCCUCGUGGCGCACCUGUCAGCCAUGGUGGUGAAACAUGGUCCCAGCAGUUUGUACGACAGCCUCACCGCCAAGUUGGGAGCAGAUCCUCUCCGUGAAGACGCAACGCCCGAUGCCUUGAUCAAGGCCUGUAGCAGUUCCAAACCCAUCGGCACCGUCCUGGUGGAUCAGUCCGUGAUGGCAGGCGUGGGAAAUAUCUACCGCAGCGAAAUCCUCUACGAGGCGGGGAUUCAUCCUAAGCAGCCCAGCAACACCCUGACGGAAGCGGAGAUUUUGAAACUUUGGAAUGUGGCGGUGAAACAGAUGCAGGCGGGCUUCAAGACAGGAUCCAUUUGGGGGACCAAAAAAACUUCCUUUUGCUAUGGCAAAAAAACCUCGGCCGCGGGUGGCAAAGUGAAACAGUUCACCAUGGCUGGUCGAUCGGUCUACGCCUGCAGCAAGCGUCAGCGUUUGGACGCGCAGCGUCCCACAGUGCGGGGGUCGAAGCUGUGGCGCAGUGGCACAUCGCAUUUGGAGGAGAUGGUGCCAGCUGUGAAGGCUGAGAACAAGAAACGGAAAACGGGCGAAGGGCUGGCUGUUCAACAUGUGGCACUGAAAGAUGAUGCUACAAGGGCAGCCGCCCUGGCAGCCAAGAAACGACCUAGUGCAAGGAAGUGAG
Molecule: messenger RNA, 5209 nt
Organism: Cladocopium goreaui
Lineage: Eukaryota; Dinophyceae; Suessiales; Symbiodiniaceae
Source: the annotation of a GenBank genome assembly